AUGGCAGCAAUCACAGUUGACUUUCAGCUCUGCUUCAUCUUCAUCCUCCUAUGGCUCUUCUCAAUGUUCUGCCUCUCUGCUUUCUUCUUCAAGAAACCAAAAGAGCCACAGCUUCAAGACUGUGAGCUACCUCCGAGCCCACCGUCUUUUCCGGUCACUGGUCAUCUUCACCUUCUCCUCUCUGUUCCAAGUCACAAAUCCUUUCAGAAACUCUCUUCCAAGUUUGGUCCUCUCCUUCACCUCCGCGCCUUCAAUAUCCCAAUCGUUCUAGUCUCGUCGGGCUCCAUGGCCAACGAAGUUUUGAGGACUCAAGACCUGAACUUUGCUACCCGUGACCGCGAGAUUCCUAUAAUGGAAAAAUCAUUACUUUUUGGAUCAUUUGGCUUUGUCUCAGCUCCUUAUGGAAAUUACUGGAGGUUCAUGAAAAAACUAUUAGUCACAAAGCUUCUCGGGUCUCAUUCUCUCGAGCGGACACGGCUCAUCCGUGGGGAAGAACUUAAGACUUUCCGUGCUAUGUUGUUUGACAAGGCAGCAAAGAAUGUGGCUGUUGAUGUUGGUAAAGAGAUGAUGAAGCUGACGAAUAACAGCAUUUGCAGGAUGAUAAUGGGGAGGGAGUGUUCUGAGGAGAACGGUGAAGCAGAGAAAAUCAGAGGCUUGGUGACCAAAUCACUUAGUUUGGUGAGGAAGUUCCUUAUAGCUAGCACUGUUGGUCGACUUCUCAAGAAGCUCGGGAUCUCGCUCUUUGAGAAGGAAAUCAUGGAGGUCUCACAGAGGUAUGAUGAAUUGCUCGAGAAGAUUAUCAAGGAACACGAAGAGAAUCCGAACAAGAAAGAGGAUAGAGACAUGAUUGAUGUUCUGUUGGAAGUUUAUACAGACGACAGUGCUGAGUACAAGAUAACCAGGAACCAAAUCAAAGCGCUUUUUGUGGAACUUUUGCUUGCGGGCACUGAUACUUCAGCACAAACAACACAAUGGAUAAUGGCGGAACUCAUUAACCAUCGUGAGGUUCUUGCAAGAUUGAGAGAAGAGAUAGAAUCUGUUGUCGGGAAAACGAGGUUGAUUCAAGAAACAGAUCUCUCAGACCUGCCGUAUAUGCAAGCUGUGUUGAAAGAAGGGCUAAGACUACACCCACAUUCACCAAUCUUGGUGAGAAACGCAACGGAAGGAUGCAGGAUCGGAGGGUUUUACAUUCCACAGAACACUACGAUGAUCAUUAAUUCUUACGCGGUGAUGAGAGAUCCAAAUUCAUGGGAAGACCCAGACAAGUUUCAGCCUGAGAGGUUCAUGGUUUCUCCUUCAAAGGGGAAAGAAGAGAUAAGAGAGCAGUUAGCUUUGAACUACAUUCCUUUCGGGAGCGGAAGAAGAGGAUGUCCUGGAACAAACUUAGGUUACAUCUUCGUUGGAGUAGCCAUUGGAACAAUGGUACAGUGUUUCGACUGGAGUAUUAAUGGAGAUAAGGUUAACAUGGAAGAGACUGGAGAUAUGACCCUGAGCAUGGCUCAUCCACUUAAAUGCACUCCGGUUGCUCGAAUUGACCCGUUAGCUAGCUUUGAAUCUGCAGAUCUUUGGUGA
Molecule: messenger RNA, 1572 nt
Organism: Microthlaspi erraticum
Lineage: Eukaryota; Viridiplantae; Streptophyta; Magnoliopsida; Brassicales; Brassicaceae
Source: the annotation of a GenBank genome assembly